UCAACACUUCGAUUUCUCUUCUAACAGGCAUUCAUAUUCUUUAGCAAAACAACACAUUGACCGUAACAUGCAGUCGACAUUAUUAUUGGUUUGGUUGGUCUGCUUCUGUGCGGCGGACUCUCCCAAUUACGACAACACACAUUUUUGCCCGAUACCAGAGAUGGCGCAGCAGGGGGCCACGGAGGAGCCGGAGAGCCAGCACCCGUGGCUGGUGCGCGUGGUGCACGCCCCUUCCAACGCCACAGACAUGGCCCCUCUCAUCUGCACCGGGGCUGUUCUCGCUGAUAGGGUAUACAUUACUGCUGCAAGAUGUAUCUUUAGUGCUAAAGCAGACUACACAACUGUAAUAUACUCAGGACAUCAACUGUCAGUGAAGGCGUUUGUAUUUCCGGCUCAACCGACUAACCAGAUGUUCGAUGACGUCGGGUUCAUCGUGAGCUGGUGGAAAAGGGAGAUUAAAUCUUUUCACACUAUUACGCUCGCUCUGGAGAGACGACUUGAUGACAAUUCGUUUGACUUUUUCGAUGACUUGGCUGUAAAUGACUCGACUCUCCUAGGAUUUAUUGCCUCGAAGGAUUCACCGAGCACUCACACCCUAUACCGACUGGACAACAUGCACGCCAGCAACGAGGUCUGCCACGAGCUGUACCCGAGCGGUGGGGGUGGGGGGGGCGCGUACCGCGUGCCGUGCGCGCACUCGUGCCGCGCCGCGGAGCAGCGCGCCGGCAGCGCCCCCUGCGGCCGCCUGCUGCUGGGCCUGGGCCACGUGCUGGUGGACCGCUCGGCGCGCUUGCUCGGGCUCGUCACCUGGUCGUGCGCCAACGCCCCGACAGCCAGGCGCCGCAGCCACGACAUGCCGCUACCUCUCGGCUUAGCACUUCCCAACACCAAAGCUUCACAACUCAACUAUGACUGUGCAAUAGCAAUAAGAAACUUGAAAGUGGAUUACGACAAACUGACACGUGGGACGCAUAAAAGUGCCUGUGAUAACAUUUAUAAUGCAGCUAUAAGUGGAUAGUUGGGAAACUUGGGACCCAAUAAAUUGACCUCUAUUAGUGAGACAAAACAUCUGUAUAACUGGGAUAAGUUUUCGAUUUUAUAGUUACAUCACAGAAUAUUAUAUAAUGUUACAUUUAACUCUAUUAUUAAGAAAUUACUGAGACAGUGUUUGAAAGAUUGUAAUUAUUCACUUAAUUCUUUGUUCACAAUAUUUCAGGAAUUUAUACUUAUCUGUAAUUAGGUAUCUGUAACUUGGAUUUUAUUAAAAAUCAAUAUUUAUUCAUAUUUUUAAAUAACAAGGAAAGGUACCCAACUAUCCCUCCGAUUUAAUUGAUUUUCAUACAUGUUAUAGAGUAGUUUAAAAUAAAGAGAAAUGGGAGUUGGGAGAAAUUGUCCUACAGAGUCCUGAAAAGUGACUAAGCCCAUAUUUGGUAAUUAAUCAAGUACCGAUUUCGGUAUUAUGUUACAGACACGUUACAGAACAUGAACGAAUAGUGGAUACGUGUUCUGUUUUUUCACCACUCAUAUUAUCCAUAAUUACUAAUAUUUUAAAUGGGAAAAUGUGUGUGUCUGUUUGUUUGUCCGUCUUUUACGGCAAAAUGGUGCAACGAAUUGACGUGAUUUUUUAAGUGGAGAUAGUUGAAGGGAUGAAGAGUGGCAUCGGCUACUUUUUGUCUCUUUCUAACGCGGGCGAAGCCGUGGGAAAAAGGUAGUUUUAUAUAAAUAACCGGCCGGGUGCGUUCCGUGUAUAGCUAGAGCAAUUAUUUUUAUUUUUGUGUAUUUACUAGCGGUGACAUGGUAUCGUACGGAAUCCAAAGUCACAUCAAAAAAAUUUAUAGUUUAAAAAACACUAGUAAAACACGCUUUUAUAUAUGCACUUAAAAGCCAAAAAUAAAUUAUGGAUCGUU
Messenger RNA from Leguminivora glycinivorella, 1907 nucleotides. RefSeq lists its product as uncharacterized. The transcript is spliced from 4 exons. The record is from RefSeq and is a predicted model, not a curated record. Bases 68 to 1018 code for a protein of 316 amino acids. NCBI's taxonomy places the organism in Eukaryota, Metazoa, Arthropoda, Insecta, Lepidoptera, Tortricidae.